AUGGUGCCCAUAUUCAACGAAUGUUCGAAGAUCUGUACUGCAAUCAUUGAUCAAUACGCACUAGAUGGCAGACCAGCACCUAUAAAAGAUAUCAUUACUCGCCUAACGCUUGACAUGACGGCGAAAUGUGCUUUCGGGUACGAUUUUGAUGUACAACACAAUUUAACGUCACCUUUCUUGGAAUUCGCUCGAAAAUUCUCUGAGGUUGAUCUCCGCUCUCCAGAAGUCGCUCUUAUCAUCUUGUUUCCUAACAUCUGUGCAGCAUUCCAAAGGAUCACUGGUAUUUCCAUUCUCAAUCAUGCCGCUAACAAAUUCUUCCUCGAUGUAUUGGAAAGGCUGUUCGACGACAGGAAGAAAGGAAAUCAGUUGAAGUACAACGACUUCUUCCAAAUCCUGUUGAACUCACUUGUUGAGGAUAACCAUAACAAGCCAAAUGAGGACGAAACUGAGUCUGAGCUGCCAAACUCUGCUAGGUGUCUCAGUAAAGGCGACAUUCUUGGCCAGGCAUUCAUGUUUGUUCUGGCUGGGUUUGAGACCACUCCGGCAGCACUUCAUCUCACCGUCUACAUGCUUGCUGUUCACCGAGUUUUUCAAAAACGGUGUCGCGAGGAAAUAGAGCGGGUUUGUGGAAAGAAGGAUGAUAUUUCUUAUGAGAUGCUGAGCGAAAUGAAAUAUAUGGAGCAGUGCAUAUCGGAAACACUACGCAUGUAUCCACCAGUUGUCAGGACGAACCGUUUAUGCACCAAAAACGUCACAGUGAAAGGAAUCGAGAUGAAGGAAGGUUGUGUGUUUACAAUCCCUAUAAGAGCGAUUCACUACAACGAAGACUUCUAUCCAUCCCCGAACGACUUCGAUCCAGAGAGGUCUGUAGCAGAGCCAGUGAGAACUCCACUGACCGAUACAGUUAAUUGCUGUUACAGGUGGUCUAGCUCUAAUCGUUCCAAUCGAGAUCCACUGACAUACUUGCCAUUCGGUUACGGCCCAAGAAAUUGCAUUGGAAUGCGUGUCGCUCAGAUGCAAAUGAAGAUGGCCUUAGCUCACAUACUGAGGACCUUUGAAAUGCGACCAGGAGAAAAGAUUGACUUACCAUUGCAAAUUGAUUCUGUUGGAAGCAUGCGUACCGUUGAAGAUUUGAGUGUGAUUUUCACGAAGCUUUAG
Haemonchus placei is the source of this 1158-nucleotide messenger RNA. The record is from the annotation of a GenBank genome assembly. Lineage: Eukaryota; Metazoa; Nematoda; Chromadorea; Rhabditida; Trichostrongylidae.